GUCGGGCAGGAGAGAGUGAAGGAAGGAAAGCCAUGGAGAAGACCCGGCGGCCCGUAGUGGUGACUGUUUGAAAAGCUUUGAAGCUGAAAUAGGCUGACCUCGCAUAAAUGCUGUCACUGUCUUGGGCUAGAUGUUCCACUGGUUGAGAGUGGAGGUGUUUGAUUUUAUGGGGAGUCCAAAGCAAGAAAGAUGGGAAGGCAACAAAUGGUUCGGUCCAUUUGGGGAAUAUUCUGUCAACGCCAGUUGGAUCGCAGUUCAGGAAUUGGAGAAAAUGGGCCUCGGAGAGGAUGUGGAUCUACAUGUCUAUGAAAUUCCUGUUGAGUACCAGGCUGUGCAAAGACUUAUUCCUGCCUUAUGGAAGAAACACAGCCCGCAACUUGUAGUUCACGUGGGGCUGUCUGGCAUGGCCACAACGGUGACGUUGGAAAAAUGCGGCCACAACGUGGGCUACCGGGGCUUGGACAACUGCCACUUCUGCCCAGGUUCUGAAUGCUGUAUUGAAGGGGGCCCAGAAUGCAUUGAUUCGAUCAUCGACAUGGACGCCGUGUGCAAGAGAGUCUCUGCGUUAGGACUGGAUGUCACCGUCACAAUAUCAGAAGAUGCUGGAAGGUAUCUGUGCGACUUUACGUAUUACACUUCCCUGUACCAGAGCCAUGGCCGAUCUGCAUUUGUCCACGUGCCUCCCUUGGGAAAACCCUACAGUGCAGAACAGCUGGGCCGUGCACUUCAGGCCAUCAUAGAGGAAAUGCUCAAUGUCUUAGAACACUCUGAGAGCAACAUCAACUGUCACAAUGAACAUUGAACCUGGGCCAAAGUCCCCGCCUCUUUACUUUCUUCAUUGUUGCACUUCCAAAAACUUCCUCCUGUCCUUGCAGAAUCCCGGGUGGGGAAAUGACUCCCCCUGGCAGCGUCCAUGUAGAGGAUUGAGAACAGAAAUGGAUUCCUGGCACUCUGAGGAGACAAGUGUUUUGUGCCCUCCUUUGCUUCUCUUCCAAUUCCAGCCAAACCAGCUCUCGCUAGCUUCCCAGUGUCACAGUCAGCAUUUAGUUCCUGCAGAGGCUGGUCAGUGAAUUGAGAGGAUCUGCCAUUUAGGUGAUGGCUCCAGUUGUCUGAUGUCCUCCAAUUUAAUUUUGCAAGGUCUUUUGGUUUCAGAAGAACAGGAUGAUCGUUCCACGUCAACUUGUAGCAGCGCUUUCAGUUCAAAGUGCGGGACCCUCGCAGGAAGUACUGUUCCCUUUGCAGGAAGAUGGAAGCUUUUUUCUUCACUGCUGAAAACCGAUUCCUCCAAUUCACACCGUAGAGUUCUGCUCUUCAUGGUGAACGCUUGGUGACUGGAAAGAGAAGCGGGAGCAUUUCCUUUAAUCGACACCUCAUGCCAAAUCCAUUGGGGGCUUUUUUAAAAAAAAGAACAGAUCUCUUUGAAUAUUGCCUUUCCUGACUUCAGUAGCCACAUAUUGGUCUGAAAUGUAGAGCUUCUGUUCUUAAGACUCUUCUGGGCAGCUGGCUUAAUGUGCCCUAGGAACUGGUAUCUUCCCCCUCUCCCCAAAUAGUCCCACCGUAGCUGUCUUUCCCAGUGCCUCAAAGCUAGAUGCUGCUCAGAUGUCCCUUUGUACCUUAGAAAAAUAACACGGUACAUAUCCUUUUCUAAACUCUUCUGCUCUGCUGGGGAGGGAUGAGACUCUGGAUCCAGAUUAGGAUUUUUUCAUUUCUACUUGCUAGGAGAAGGGAACGAGGACUUGCUUGUACCAUCUCCUGCUGGGUGAAGGCCUCUGUGGUUCAGCUCCUGUGCCCGGGCAGAAGUUCCCAUGAUUUCUUCACCACAGCAGUCCUCCCAGGACCUUCCUUGGGCUCUUACCUGAGAAAUGCUUGCAUGAUGGCGCCCCUUGCCAGCUCUGUAGAAAAUGAUGCUGCACUUUUUACCUAGAUGGGAUUAGGGUAUAAUAUUCAGUCAAGAGAUUAAAGAUUGUGGGUUUUUCUUUGCUUUUUCUUUUAAAAUGAGCAGUGUUCAACUUCACUCUAAACGGGGAGACUUUUGGGAUGAAGCAGCAGGAAGCAAAUUGUAUGGCAGAAUGGAGACUAAGCCACCCUAAAAUCUUGGACAAUGGAAUUGCCUGAUAAAACUGAGCUGGCCACAAAGAACAAGCAUCUUUUUGCUAAAAACAGUCCUGUUUAAAAUGAAACCCCUUCUUCUUUGCUGUAAAAUCAUUCUUGUUUGAAUCUCCUUUUUUUUUUUUUGUUAAACUAAUUGAUCCUGCUUUUAUAGUAACUCUCAGUGAGAGCUGCCUUGUGCUUGUCUGCUUGCUAAACCCAGUGGUGAUCUGGUUGCAAGACAAAGGCUGCUGGGGAUUUGAAUGUGUGGCAGAACUUCGAGACAGUCUUAUGUGAAAUUCAUCUGUACCCCUUUUGGGGUUGCUUAAAGUUGCUCCUAAAUUUGUUUGCACACCAGCCUCUUACUUGCAUUCAAAUCCCAAGCACCCUUGGAGUGUGGUAAGUCAGCCAACUUCUUCUGUUUCAUUUAAUAAUUUAUUUUAUUUAAUAUUUUUUGUCUGAUGUGAUGGCUUUUGUGCUUCCCCCCUCCCUUUAGCAAAGGUGGGGUCAUGGCACAGGGUCUACAUUUGUUAUUAGAUUUGCAAGCAGUCUUCUUCCUUGGAACACUUUGUAAGAUGGCAAACUCUGCAAGGGGCCUUUUGCCCUUUUUUUAAAAAAAAAAGAUUGAUGCAGUUUGCAGAACAGAAGGCUGCUGUUUUUAGUUCUAAUAAGAAAGUGUAGCUGUGAAAUUUGUAUAAUCUGUUAGAUGGGUGCAGAUAUGCAGAUUGUGUAAAGCCUAUCUCUCUUUGAAAUUAUAAGAAUAGGAGAUCUGGAUAUUUUUUCUUUAAGAUGUGAAAUGGUUUAACAUUUAAAUGCAAGGAAAGGUGGGUUGUCAUGAUAAAGCCCUCCUUUUAGGGGACCAGACUUCCCCCAGUAAUGGUCCCCUUACUGAAAAUUUCUCUCCCUUAUUCCUCCUUUCUUAAAAUUACACUUCCUUUUUAUCAAGUCUGUUUGCUAAGGGAACAGGAUUUUUCAGACUUAACUGGAAAAAACCUUUGCAAGGGUAGAGUGACUUGAUUUCCAAGAAGGGCUUCUUGGAACGGUGAGAAGAUUUGCCCAGUAGCACCAUCUCCUCCUGUGGAUUUGACAAUACUUCAAUUUGCAGAGGGUCACCCUAUGGUUGCCCCAUUUCUGAUAGUGCAAUACUAGUUCAGGGAAGACCGUCCUGCUCUGGCCAUACUGACACCAGGAUUCCUCUGCUAGUUCUCUGCCAUCCAUUGUGCUCCCAUUCUUCCAUGGAGCUUUUAAUCCCUUAGUAAUCAAACCAUAGGCUGGCUGUGUUCAGAAACUUUUGAAUCCAAAACUUUUCUGGAGAACACAAUGCCUUAAACCGAUUGGACUCUGAUUUAGAAUGUUUAUCGGAGACAUACUUAGUAAACAUAGAUUAAAAAUUAUUCGUUUUACGUCCCACUAACUGACAAUAUCAGUUAGUGGGACAUAAAUUAUGACGACAACAAUCUGAAAUGUUUUUUAAACCAGCUGUUUUUACACCAAAAUCCACUGUAUUUAGUGCCGCACAUGUUGUUAGUAUUACAUGCAAACGAAUGCAGAGCUUUGCUUGGAAACUUAUUUUUACUGGAAGAUUGGUAAAUGUCUCAACAGACUAUUCAAUAGUGUCUUAAAAGUGUUUGAAACUGCUGAGAAGACUGAAUUUGGCACAGGAAAGAGGUGUGCAUGUAAUCUAAAACUUCUCAAGAGACCUGUUGCCCAGAAUUUGAGGAGGGAGAGGGGAGAAUAAGGCUUUGGAGUGAUGUUUUCUGGUGGGAGGUGUGCCUUCAUUCUGAAACAGCAGCCAGGGAGACUGCUGCUACUCCUAAUGCAGCGUUUCUCAA
Molecule: messenger RNA, 3920 nt
Organism: Python bivittatus (Burmese python)
Lineage: Eukaryota; Metazoa; Chordata; Lepidosauria; Squamata; Pythonidae
Source: RefSeq, a predicted model, not a curated record